Molecule: messenger RNA, 6226 nt
Organism: Durio zibethinus
Lineage: Eukaryota; Viridiplantae; Streptophyta; Magnoliopsida; Malvales; Malvaceae
Source: RefSeq, a predicted model, not a curated record
UUAAAAAAUGUAUUGGAGGAACAUAAAAACUUUUACUGAUUAAACCUGAUUUUUUAAAAUUCCCAAAUUUCAAAAUCCCUAAAAUCUCCCCUAAACUCUUCUUCGGCUCAUUUCUCCAUUCAACGUCUCACAUCAUCACUCAACCGUCAAACCAUGCCCCGCCAGCCGUCGUUCAUUUCUCCAAUCUCUUUUGUUUCUUCUACACUGAAACCUUAAACGGUUGAUAUAUCUUUCGACGUCCCUUCAGGCUCCACAGUAGAUUAUCUGCUGGAAAAGUGGGUUUUUCUGGCUCAUGGAAAUAGAGGGGCAGUUACCAAUUGGUUAUCAUGAUAAAGAUUGGGGAAAACCAAAAUGCAAUUAGUAGUAUGGUAGAUCGAGGAGACUCUUUGCCUUGUACUGAUGGAGUGAAUGAAAACAUGGUUGAUAUUGUGGAUGAAGCGGCACAAAGUAGAGAUAGGAUAGUUGAUUCCUCUAAAAGGACUGUUGUUGGAUUUGAUGGGGAUACGGAUUUUGAGCCACGUAAUGGCAUUGAGUUUGAGUCACAUGAGACAGCUUAUGCUUUUUAUCAGGAAUACGCCAAGUCUAUGGGAUUUACUACCUCCAUUAAAAACAGUAGGCGGUCAAAGAAAUCAAAGGAAUUUAUUGAUGCUAAAUUUGCAUGUUCCAGAUAUGGAGUCACACCAGAAUCAGAUGUUGGUAGCAGUAGAAGAUCAAGUGUAAGAAAGACAGACUGCAAAGCCAGCAUGCAUGUGAAAAGAAGGCAGGAUGGGAAGUGGAUUAUUCAUGAAUUUGUUAAGGAGCAUAAUCAUGAGCUUUUACCCGCCCUUGCUUACCAUUUUCGAAUCUAUAGGAAUGUGAAAUUGGCUGAAAAGAAUAACAUUGACAUUCUGAAUGCAGUUAGUGAACGCACAAGAAAGAUGUAUGUUGAGAUGUCUAGACAGUCCGGUGGAUAUCAAAAUGUAAGCUUCCUUCAGAAUGACGUAAAAAAUCAGCUUGAUAAAGGCAGGCACUUGGUUGUGGAUGAGGGAGAUGCCCAAAUUAUGCUAGAGUAUUUUAAGCGUGUCAAGAAGGAGAACCCUGAUUUCUUCUAUGCAUUAGAUUUAAAUGGGGAGCAGCGCUUGAGAAAUUUGUUUUGGAUUGAUGCUAAAAGUAGGAAGGACUAUCUUAGUUUCAAUGAUGUAGUUUCCUUUGAUACCACUUACGUGAAAUUCAAUGAGAAAUUACCAUUGGCACCAUUUGUUGGGGUUAACCAUCACUUUCAGUCUAUGUUACUCGGAUGUGCAUUGCUUGCAGAUGAAACUAAGCCCACAUUUGUUUGGCUAAUGAAGACAUGGCUUCGAGCAAUGGGUGGACAAGCUCCCAAAGUUAUAAUUACUGACCAAGACAAAGGAUUGAAGGCUGCAGUUGAAGAGGUCUUCCCAACUGCGCGGCAUUGCUUUGCUCUUUGGAAUAUUUUAGAAAAAAUCCCCAAAUCUCUUGCACAUGUAAUUGGACCACAUGAGAACUUUUUGCCUAAAUUCAAUAAGUGCAUUUUCAAGUCGUGGACAGAUGAAGAGUUUGAUAUGCGAUGGUGGAAAAUGAUAACUCGAUUUGAACUCCACGAUGAUGAGUGGGUUCAAUCAUUGUAUGAAGACCGCAAAAGAUGGGUGCCGACUUUCAUGGAAGAUGUGUUUCUUGCUGGAAUGUCUACAAGUCAGCGUUCUGAAAGUAUGAACUCCUUCUUUGAUAAAUACAUCCACAAGAAAAUUACUUUGAAAGAGUUUGUGAAACAGUAUGGGGCAAUUUUGCAAAAUAGGUAUGAAGAGGAAGCUGUAGCUGAUUUUGAUACCUGGCAGAAACAGCCAGCACUAAAAUCUCCAUCACCUUGGGAAAAACAGAUGUCAAUUGUUUAUACACAUGCAAUAUUCAAAAAGUUCCAAGUUGAGGUCUUGGGUGUAGUUGGCUGUCAUCCCAAAAAGGAAAAUGAAGAUGAAGGAACUGUAACAUUUAGAGUUCAAGACUGUGAGAAGGGUGAAAAUUUUAUGGUAAUAUGGAAUGAGGAAAAGUCAGAGGUUUCUUGUAGCUGUCGUUUGUUUGAAUACAAAGGUUUUCUUUGUCGACAUGCAAUGAUUGUUCUCCAAAUGUGUGGUCGCACAAGUAUCCCUCCUUGUUAUAUAUUGAAGAGGUGGACUAAGGAUGCUAAGAGUGGGCAGUCAACUGCUGAAGGAACAAACAGAGUGCAGACGAGGGUGCAACGUUACAAUGAUUUGUGCAAACAAGCGAUUGAAUUGAGUGAGGAAGGAUCAUUGUCUGAAGAGAGUUAUAACAUCGCUUUUCGUGCACUGGUUGAAGCUCUGAAAAAUUGUGUCAAUGUUAACAACUCUUGUGUCAGUGCUGUAGAAUCUACCGGCCAUGCUCAUGGUCUUCGUGAAGCAGAAGAAGUAAAUCCAGGGAGUCUUGCUUCAAAAUCGAGUAAGAAAAAGAAUACAAACAAGAAACGAAAGGGGCAAUCAGAGCCAGCUCUCGUGUUUGUCGAUAACCAAGACAGCUUGCAGCAAAUGGAGAACCUGAGCUCAGAUGGAAUAACUCUUAACGGUUAUUAUGGUGCCCAACAGAACGUGCAAGGACUGGUACAGUUAAAUUUGAUGGAGCCACCUCAUGAUGGUUAUUAUGUUAAUCAGCAGAGCAUGCAGGGUCUUGGACAGUUGAACUCGAUAGCACCUGGCCAUGACAGUUUUUUUGGCACUCAACAAAGCAUGCAUAGUCUGGGACAAUUGGAUUAUCGGCCUUCAGCUAGUUUCAGUUAUGCUUUACAGGAUGAGCCCCAAUUGAGAUCAACUCAAUUGCAUGGUGGUGUUUCAAGACAUCCGAAAAGUGAAUCCAUGAAACGUUUAUUGCUCUGUGUUUUGGAGCUUGUUGGGUCCUUUUCCUUGAGCUCUUUCAAUGAGAAUUUGGUACCAAACAUUCAUUUGGCUGAAGCGGUGGCCACUCUUCAUAACAGUUGCAGAAGCAGCAAUGUAAGCAUUUCAACUUCUCCCAAUAUUGUUUCUUCCUUUUCUCAAUCUCUGCUUCGUAAACAAGAACGGCCACAAAAACAAAGCAACAAAAUGGAAUCAAGAUUCGAACUUAAUCUGAAAGCUAUGAAAAACCCAGUUUUCUUACUGUGUAAUGAAAUAAAAUUAUGGCGGCUGGUCGGAUUAACAGGGUUGCAUAUUGAGUUGAAAGAAAUUGAUUUUCAUGUUCCAUGGCUUAUAGAAGCUAUCAAUGUGGAAGACCAUGAUUGUGGAACUCGAAAUAAAUUUGGUGAAGCUAACAGCAGUCCUCACAUUGUCAAUGAAUUGGCUUGUUUGCAAGUCAUUAUGGAUGUGGAUUUGGAGCUUAUGCUUUUCAUAAAUAUUGGACUAUGCUCCAUAUCUGUUUUUCAAACAAUUUCAAUACUUUCCAUGGAAAUAGAUCUUGAGGUGCCUUCAAAAGAACAAGAGAAGCUAAUUCCUGGAUCAAAUGAAAAUGAUGAUGUUAUGGAUGCUGCAGAGGAAAUAGUUGCUGUAGAUAACGAUGGAAAUCCUCCCACAACCAGUGAGCAUGCAGAGGAAGUUUGUCAACCAAAUUUGAUAGUAAGUUUUUCUGGUUGUGACGAUCAGGUAGACACGACUACUGUCGAAGCAGAUGUUUUCAAAGGCACCAUUUUCGAGCCUCAAAAUGGUUUGGAAUUUGAAUCAAAGGAAGCAGCGUAUUCUUUCUACAGAGAAUAUGCUCGGUCUGUGGGAUUCGGAAUCACAAUCAUUUCUAGUCGUCGUUCAAAAAGAUCUGGCAAAUUUAUUGACGUAAAAAUUGCAUGUUCUAGAUUUGGAAGCAAGCGUGAGUCUAGCACAACUCUCAAUCCACGUUCAUGUCCAAAGACUGGCUGCAAGGCACGUAUGCAUAUGAAGAGGAGGCAUGAUGAGAAAUGGAUAAUACACAGUUUUGUAAAAGAGCAUAACCAUGAGAUUUGUCCUGAUGAGUUUUACUAUGCUAUCAGGGGAAGGAACAAACAGUCUGGUGCGGUGGCAUGCCAAAAGAAAGGCCUGCAGUUGGCUCUAGAUGAGAAAGAUGUGGAACUGAUGCUUGACCAUUUUAUGUGUAUGCAGGAUGAGAAUCCAAAUUUCUUUUAUGCGAUAGAUUUGGAUAGUGAAAAAUGUGCAAGAAGUGUGCUCUGGGUCGAUGCAAAAGGUAGGCACAAUUACAGUCACUUUGGUGAUGUAGUUUUCUUUGAUACCUUUUUUGUUAGAAACAAAUAUAGGAUUCCUUACAUUCCUAUUAUUGGAGUAAAUCAUCACUUCCAGUACAUGUUGCUUGGAUGUGCUCUAAUUGGGGACAAUGCUACAUCAGAAUUUGUUUGGUUAAUGCGUUCAUGGCUUAAAGCAAUGGGUGGGCAAGCUCCUAAAGCUAUAAUUACUGAUCAAGACAAAGUUUUGAAUGAAGCUGUUGCUGAUGUGUUUCCUGACUCUCGCCAUUGUUUCUGUUUGUGGCAUGUACUAAGUAAGUUUCCUGAAAAUUUGGGUUUUACUAUAAAUCAGAAUGAGAAUUUCAUGACAAAGUUUAACAAAUGCAUAUAUAGGUCUUGGACUGAAGAAAAAUUUGAAAAGAGAUGGUCUAAGAUGGUUGACAAGUUUCAGCUGAAAGAGCAUGAAUGGUUUCUUUCAUUGUAUAAUGACAGGAAAAAGUGGGUUCCAACUUACAUGCAGGAUAAAUUUUUAGCUGGAAUAUCCACAAGUGAGCGAUCUGAUAGUAUUGCAUCUUUCUUUGACAAGUUCAUGCAUAAAGAGGCUACAUUCAAGGAGUUCAUUGAGCAGUUUAAAUCAUUCUCGCUAGAAUUGUACGAAAUGGAGGCAAAAGCUGAUUAUGAAACACAAAAUAAGCAACCUGAAUUGAGAUCUCUGUCAGCUUUUGAGAAGCAAUUGUCCAUGAUCUAUACAGAUACAAUAUUCAAGAAAUUUCAGGUUGAGGUUUUGGGAAUGACGUCUUGUCAGCUGCAGAAGGAAAGUGAAGAUGAGGACACUGUAGUCUUUCGAGUUGAUGACUUAGAAGAAAAUCAGAAUUUCUUUGUAGCUUGGAACAAAAGAGAAUUUGAUAUAUGUUGUUUAUGCCGUUCAUUUGAAUACAGAGGCUUCCUUUGUAAGCAUGCCAUCCUUGUUCUUCAAAUGUGUGGUGUUUCUGAUAUUCCAUCCUGCUAUAUAUUGAAGCGUUGGACAAAAGAGGCAAAGAUUAGGAAAAACCUAGGUGAAAUAUCAAACAGGCUUCAUCAUCGAAUGCAGCGUUUCAAUGAUCUAUGUAAGCGUGCCAUCAAAUUGGGUGAAGAAGGGUCUUUAUCUGAAGAAGUAUUUACUAUUGCAUUACGGGCAUUGGAAGAAGCCUUGAAAUAUAGUGUUGGUGUUAACAACUCUGCCAAAAAUGUUUAUGAGCCCAACACAUUGCCUGUUCCUGGUUUUCUUGAUAUUGAAGCUGAGACUUAUUGCAAUACUAGAGCCAAGUCGUCUAAGAAAAAGAAAUUUCACAAAAAGAGAAAGGUUCAUUCUGAGUUGGAAGGAGUAGGUAUGGGGCAAGACAGCUGCCAGCAGAUGAUAAGCUCAAGAACACACACCCUUGAUGGCUGUUAUGUUCCUCAACAGGACAUACCAGAAAUGGAUGUAGGCUCUAGAGCCCCAGCACUUGAUGGUUACUAUGGUGCUCAACAAAAUAUUCAAGGAAUGGGACAGUUGAACUCAAUUUCUCCAUUUCGUGAUGGUUAUUGUAGCAAUCAACAGGGUUUACUAGGGCUGGGACAGCUACAUUCGCUAACAGCCCGUGAUAAUCACUAUGGGAACCAACAGAGUAUGCCGGGCCUGGGUCAGCUUGGCUUUAGAACAGCAGCCAUGCAGGGUUUUGACAUUCAGGACAGUUUGCAAAGUGAGGUACGCGCUUACAAGGACGAAAAUCAUGAUUGGUUUUCUGUGAUUUAUCAUGCAUACCAUUAUUAUGGUUUCAUUACUCUGAUUGCAGGAGCGGUCCAUCGACUCCACUCAUUUUCAUGGCAUUGCAUCAAAGCAUCUUCAUGAUAAGCACCUAUCCUAACUGCUGCAACAGUAGCAUUUCUGUACAUUUAUGUGAUGAAGUUGAUAUAAACAAUUGUCUCCAAAUUAUAAUAUUGGUAGGGUAAAUUAUGUUUUCAUCCUUUAGGGUUGCCCGCAUUUACAAGUCAAGAACCCAUAUUUUCUGGAAAUGACAACUA